Molecule: messenger RNA, 1881 nt
Organism: Oppia nitens
Lineage: Eukaryota; Metazoa; Arthropoda; Arachnida; Sarcoptiformes; Oppiidae
Product: methionine import ATP-binding protein MetN-like
Exons: 6
Coding region: 1-1881 (626 amino acids)
Cellular component (GO): membrane
Molecular function (GO): ATP hydrolysis activity; ATP binding; ABC-type transporter activity
Source: RefSeq, a predicted model, not a curated record
AUGACUGCGAUAGCUGUGAACGAUGUUUGCUUUGGAUAUAAGACACAAUCGAUUUUAAGUCAAAUUUAUGCCAAUAUUCCCGAAAGUAAAAUCUAUGGUUUAUUGGGUCCCAGCGGUGCGGGUAAAACAACUUUAUUGAGACUUAUUUUAGGCCGAAUUAAGCCUCAUAGCGGCUCUAUAACAGUGUUAGGCAGUGAACCGGGUAUUAACAAUCCGAUUACCGGAUAUAUGCCACAAGAUACGGCUCUGUGUCUAUCAUUUACAGUCAACCAAACACUCAUUUAUUUUUCAAAUAUUUAUCGCAUGUCUCAGAAAAAAUUUCAUGAAAGAAAAGGUUUAUUAUCAUCAAUACUGCAACUGCCCGGUGAUAAUCAAUUGAUAUCAGAGUUGUCAGGCGGACAACAAAAGCGUGUAUCACUGGCACUGGCAUUCUUGAACAGUCCAAGACUUGUCAUAUUAGAUGAGCCAACAGUGGGAACGGAUCCAAUUCUCGGCAAUAGUAUCUGGAAUUAUCUGCACAGUUGUUGUAGAGAAGGUGUAUCAGUAGUUAUCGUUACCCACUAUAUAGAAGAGGCAGCUUUGGCUCAUAUGGUUGGUAUUAUGAGAAAUGGUAAACUUAUGGAGGAAGGGGUGCCCAACGAUUUGCUUCUUAAAUAUAGGGAAACUAAUUUGGAAAAUAAUUUAAACUCUGGAGAAGAUAUCGACACGAGUUUGUUCCUCAAUGUGUGGAUACUAUUGAUUUUGAUUCGCAAGAAUUUCAGCAAAUUCUUACAAUUUAACGUAUCUUUUCUUAUAUUUUUAAUACCGGCCUUUCAGGCACUUAUACUUUGUGUUCUCUAUGAUAGAGACUCAAUACCAAUAAAAGCUGCCAUUUUUAAUGAGGAGCCGAACCCACAGUACAGCACACGGCUAUUGAACUCAAUAAAACAAGUGGAUGCCUAUUAUGUGCAACCAGUAAAAUAUACAUCACUGUCCUCGGCUAUUGAUGCCGUUGAUAAGGGGUAUAUGACAGCAGCCGUUUGGUUUCAUCAAAACUAUACCAAUGCUUUAGAUGCUCGGGUAGAGGGGGCUCAGGACUCUGACAUUGACAAUAAAACGCUUAGCGAAAGCUCAAUACACUUAUGGUUAGAUAACUCAAACUUUUUGUAUGCCAACGGACUCAUUGACUCAUUGAGAUUAUCAAUGUAUGAACUGAUGGGAGAUAUCUUUAUGGAUAAAAACAUGAGUCGAGUGGAGGCGCCGUUAAAAGUGGUCGAAACAAUUUACGCCGAAAACUCUAAACUAUCGGACUUUCUAUUACCCGGUUAUCUCAUUUCAUUCAUGUAUUUAUCACAGGUCUCUCUUUCAUCACAAUUACUAAUUCAAGAAAGAAAGGAUGGCUUAUUUGAGCGGUCACUUGUGGCCGGAGUGGGCCAUCAAUUGGUGUUUAUAUCGCAUUUUAUAACCAAUUGUCUCAUGUCGUUCAUUCAAAUUAUUUUAAUGCUUUUUAUAUCGUUUAUUGUCUUUCAAAUAACAAAUUAUGGAUCAAUUGAAUUAAUUCUGUUUUUAGUGAUGACACAAGCGGCCAAUGCUAUUGCCAUUGGCCUACUAAUAUCAGCGAUAGUUGACGAGGGGUUUGUGGCGGUUCUCAUAUCAAUAUUUAUAACAUUUAGCCAACUGUUCACAUCGGGUGCUAUAUUUCCAUUCGAGUUGGUUGAGCCCAACUUACGACAGAUUCUAUACUAUAGUCCUAUAGCAAUGCCAACCGAGUCAUUGAGGAAUGUUAUGCUUCGCGGUUGGAAUCUAUACCAUCAGUACGUGUUUCAUGGAUUUGCCCUCAAUGUGGGCACCGGCUGUCUCUUCCUUGUGCUCGCAAUGAUUAUAUUUAGACGAAAUUCAUAA